AAUGCGCUUAUAUUGCAUCUCUUGUAGUUUUCAACAAACGUUUGAAGUUUUGACUGAUCCGCUUUGGGUCAUUGCCUGCUAAAUCCGAUCAGCAAGGUUGCGUGUACAAAACAAGCUCCCAUUACCCCUGGGUAUUCACAUGCAGUUUGCAAGAUGACGCCAAAGCAUGAAAAACAGGAAUUUGUCACGGUCUUGGUGCGAGACCCUCGGAUAAAAAAGGAAGACUCCUGGCAUUCGCAUAUAGACUAUGAGAUCUUCAUUCAUACAAACAGCAUGUGCUUUACGAGGAAAACGUCUUGCGUCCGGCGGCGCUUUCGAGAAUUCGUGUGGCUUCGCCAGAGGCUUCAAAGUAACGCAGCGCUAAUACAACUGCCAGAACUUCCAGCCCGGACGCCCUUUUUCAACACCAAUAACCCCCAACACGUGGACCAGCGCCGACAAGGUUUGCAGCAGUUCCUCCAAAAGAUUCUGCAGAAUCCUCUACUGCUUUCAGACAGUAGACUUCACCUCUUUGUACAAACCCAGCUGAACCCAGAGGACAUUGAGGCAUGUGUAUCUGGACACACGAAAUAUUCCGUUGCAGACGCAAUCCACGAGUUUGCCUGUUUGAAACGACGGUUUCCUGUAGAAGACGAAGAGAGGAAAAAGGAGAAUUAUGCAGAUUCCGAUUCUGAAAGUUCAUCCUCAGGGCUUGGACACAGCAGUGAUGAUAACAUUUCCCAUGGAUGUAAAGGAAGCACAGACACAGUUCCUGAAGAACCGUGAAAUAUCAUUUAUGUGUUGCCAUCACAGAAAUGACAGAUACUGCUUCUAUCUUGGUUGAAAGUUACACAUAACAUAGACCAAUCAUGCACCCAACUUUCAAGGCAUGUCUUUUCUGUUUUCAAAACAGCCUGUUCAUUUGCUUUGUAUGCAUUUUGUAGCCUUUGUUACAUUGAACGAUACGAAUACUGCCUGCACCACACCACCUAAAUCAAUGAGAUUUCUUAAUGUGAUAAUGUGGGGUUCACUAUAAGGGAAAGGAAAGGGGGGUGGGGAAACCCUGGAAUAUCAAUAUUCUGGGAAUCCACAAAAUAUAUUUCUAUUUGGCAUUUUAAAUGGUGAUACUGUGGUGGUCUUUCUACUGUGGUGUUGACUAACGUAACUCAGUUGCAACACAGAAAACCAAAACACCAUUCAGUCAUAAGGUAGCAGAGGAGUAAAUGACCAAAUGGGUUUUCUGAAAAGUAUGUUUCAUUAUUAAGCUUUCACCUUGAAAGGGAACGCUUGGGUACAAUGCUAUAUGGCCAGUUCCAGGCCACUUGAAUUAAACAGGCUUAACAGUGCAGUUCUGUAUAUGUCUACUCAAAAGUAAGCCAGGUUGAGUUGAGUUAGGCUUACUCCCAGACUGCAAUCCUGCAAUCUACCUGGCAAUAAACCCCAGUUGAGGCAUAUACAUAGUAUUGUGCUGUAAUCCUGCCUAACUGUAGCAACAGGUCUUACUUUUGUGUGUGUGGUUAAGAAACACAUGUCUUGUGAAGAGGCCUAUCAUUAAAAAACCUGUGCUGUUACAUGGAUAUAUAUAUAUUUACACUGUUUUAAAGUGAAUGUUCUUGCAAGAGGAUGAAGGAAGGGAACAUGUUAACCAGCGAGUAACAGAAAUAAACUUCUGGAUGAAAGCUUACUGUAUCACUGCAGAUGAUCUAGCUUGGCAGUGCCAUGAAUUAAUUUGUGUAUGUUUUGACAGCCCCACUAUAACUUCACUGGCACUCCAUCCAAAAUUACAUUUAUUAGGAAAUAAGUUGUGUUCAAAUCUAGUAAGGCUGAAAUCCUGUGCCUACGUACCCGGGAGUAAACCUCCCUGAACUCGGUGACCCUUAUUUCUGAGUAGUCAGGAAUAGAAUUGCACUGCAGUUGUGUUUUAAGGACCAGGGUGGGUUUGGGGGAUAGGAAUGGGGAGGCCAGAUAACUACCACGAGCCAAUGAUUUUUGUGUGCAUGUGAUGUCAACAUUUGCACAACAUAAAUUUCAUUAAGUGUCUUGCAGAUAAUAUUUUUGUUGAACUGUACAAAAAUAUACAGGGGCCUGAUCACUGAAAGGGAGCUAGCAGCAAGAUACAUAUUUCAGCUACUGUUGGAAAAUAAUAAUAAUAAUUUGAGCCAUUAAAUAUACAAAUAUUGCAAUUGUUGCUGAAAAAUUAGCAACAGACAUCAAAUAGGAAAACCGCAGCAGUGACUAAAAUGAACUGGAAAAAUACAUUGUUUACUUUUUAAAAUGACAUAGCUGUGCUCAUUACUGUUAAUUAGAAGCAGUUUGUGCACUUUAGAUUUGGUAGUCUGCAAAGAUACCAAGCCUAUAAACCUCUCAACAUCUAUGUAAUUGCAGUUACUUGAUAUUUUCUCAUUUGAUAUUUGAUAUUAUGUUAUUUCAGCCUGAGCAUCAUUUCAGAGUUUAUUCAGUCUCAAGUUUGGGAUUUGUUAUGGUCAGAGUGUUGUUUGCUUUGUCACACAUUGCACAAAUUUACAUUUUGUAUUGUUACUGUGUAUUAGUUGCUUCCUAUACCUUGGACAGCUGCCUUUCACACUGUAACUGUGAUUUUCUUUUUUUGUACACCAAAUAUUAGUGAAAUAUUUAAAUGCUGACUCUUCUGUGUUCUACCUUUCUAAUAUGUGUAGAAAAUGUUUGUAUUUUGUCACAUUUCAAAAUAAAACAUCCUGUAAGUAU
Messenger RNA from Lacerta agilis (Sand lizard), 2703 nucleotides. RefSeq names its product sorting nexin 10 (gene SNX10). Lineage: Eukaryota; Metazoa; Chordata; Lepidosauria; Squamata; Lacertidae. The transcript is spliced from 7 exons. The coding region runs from base 154 to 765 and encodes 203 amino acids. The record is from RefSeq and is a predicted model, not a curated record. Gene Ontology annotation, biological process: intracellular protein transport. Gene Ontology annotation, molecular function: phosphatidylinositol binding.